Camelina sativa (false flax) is the source of this 588-nucleotide messenger RNA. RefSeq lists its product as uncharacterized. Lineage: Eukaryota; Viridiplantae; Streptophyta; Magnoliopsida; Brassicales; Brassicaceae. The record is from RefSeq and is a predicted model, not a curated record.
AGAAAAUUUGCACAAUCUUCUUUUCUUUAAUAUCGAUAUCUUCUUCCACGAUAAUGCUAUAGAUCCAGAAGAAGAGCACACAGGGUUUUCUCUGGUAUAAAUUCGACAAAGCUGUACUUUAAGAACAGAGCAAGAAACCGAACAUAUCUUGUGUCUUUUAAGGGAAGGUGUAGAUGGCAAGAAGACAAGUGUUUCGUUUUCAAAUGUUGUUGGUUUUAGCUCUUCUUUACCUCAUGAUCUCAUGGAAGCCUGUUCUGAUCACUGCAAGAACUGAGAAGUUAACAGACCUUGAAACCAAAGGACAUGAGUUUAAUCAGAUUAGCCAACUGAGACGCACUGAAACUGAUCCUAAGAGAAGAACAAGGACAAGGAGGAUGAUGAUGGACGUUGAAGAGAUUAACGAUUAUCCAGGAUCAGGUGCUAACAACCGCCACACUCCUCACUGUUCUGAAUGCUAAUUCCAAAUUUCUUGUUAAUUCUAGCUUCUAAAUAUAUUGUAAUAAUCUUUUUAUAUGAUAUGUAUCAAGUUUUAAGACAAUGGAAUCUUAAUCUAAAAGGCUAUGUGAAGAUAUCAAAUAUUUGAUAACA